UUUUACGCCUAUUCAUACAGAGUGGCACAAAUUACGAGUGCGAAGCUUGAUCGACAGCUAACGACGUUGUAAGCAGCAGCUAACGAUGCUAAAAGUCAAAUCAAUCUUGUUUUGUUUGACUGAAUCAAGAACUAAAUGAAAUUCGAAUUGAGAUCAAACCAGUCUUGAGAAUAAACCCUUAAAUUCGAACUUGAACCCAAUGCAAGGAAGUACCAAUUGCAGAGUAACUUUUUAAUGUUUGCACUUCUUUUCUAAACUUACGUUUACUUCAUGUGAUUAUUGAGUAAUUUCAAAAAUUAAUAAAUAUAUCUUAGCUUUGAUAACCUUAAGUCUUUAAUUUGGACAGGAACGGACGGUGACAGAGUCAAACGCAUAACUUACCUACUCUUAACUGUAGGAUAUGCGUCUACCGAGCCCAAUGACGUCAGUGCUAGCUGCAUUCAUGUAUAUCUUAAUGCUUGCUUCAAUGACUUCUGCUUACGGCUUGAUGAAAACAUGGUAUGGGAAAUCGCUGCCGUGGAAAACAUGUUUUCCUAUGUCUUGGGGUGUUCGGGUAAGAACAUAUUUUUUCGAUAGAGUCAUAAACAUCAUAUUAAGUGACGAAGAUGCAGAAUUAGGAUAUGUUCCACUUUCUACGGGAGUUAUCCUAGAUAGAAACCGAGUGCUAACUUCAUACAACCCGUUUAAAAAAAUUUCAAAAAGUGCUUCCAUGAUACCGAACAUUAAUUUUCAAAUGAUUAGUGGACGUCGAAGAGAAAGUGGAAUGUGUUAUCAUACUCUUACUGUUUUUGAAAUGUGGUCGGGUCGUCAAGUAACGUUUACACCAGAUGAAAGUAUCCCAAUCAGGAGUUGGCAUGGUCGGGGAGCUGAAAGGCACUCCCCUGUCCACGACCUGAUGGUGUUCAGGGUAGUGCCUGCUUUUGAAGAAAUUUUCAAUUUCUCCAAUCUACAGGAACAUGAGAUAGAGGUGGGAAUGCAGAAUCUAAUGUUUAAGAUGCCUGUCGCUAAACAUGGAGAUAAGUUGGAAUAUCCCUUACAGUAUUGCCAAAUGAAUAUAAACGGAAGAAGAAGUCUUCAGUACUAUUUUUUUGUCACCACUGAUGAUGUUAUAGUGAAUUGUGAUAGCUAUAUACCUAAAUUCUGGGGACACUUUAUCUGUCUUCGGAAUAUUCAUAAUAUACGAGGUCUCACAUCCGGAGCUCUAUUAGUGUCGAAUCAGACACUGUUCGGAGUUGGUAGCUUCGCGUUGAAACGGGAACAAAUAGGUAUUUUAGUGUUCACUGACGUGCGCCCCUACCACGACCUCAUCAUGAACGCUAUGACAGACGAAGACACAAAAGAAGAGAACGAAUAGUGGAGAGUUAACAAAAGUUCUCAAACACGUUUUCACUAAGAUCAAUUUUGUUUUAAAUAGGAUUUUUUGACAAAAUUUGUAUACGUCCACACACAUUUACAUUGAGAGCACUUUUGUAUUCCAUCUACUUUAAUUUAGUUAGAUGUUUAAAUAAUUUUGAUAUAUCUUUCUUUUAUUUUCAUAUUUUUAUAUCCGCGUACCGUAAGUAGAGUUCAUUGUUUCGUGUGAAAGUUUAUAAAUCUGUUCUUGAGGGGCAGUACUCAAAAGAAAGAUAUGGUUUUAUUUAAAUACGCUCUGUACUAAUAUACAAAUGCUUUGUACAAGCACUAGAUGGCGUUAGACAUCAUGUUAGUUAUUGCCCUUAUAAAGAGUGAUUAAUAAAUGUCCCAAUCUAAUGCGUGGUUGUUUGAUUUAUCAGUUUGUUCAAGGGAGUCUGUACAGAUACUGAUAUUGUGAACAAUUUGGAAAUGAAAUUACACGUCAAUCCGUAAAGAAAAUUGACAUCCUCGUCCUCCCUCCCGGGAUACUGUAAUUUAAUGUUAUACCAAACAUUCAUCAUCGGCCUA
Molecule: messenger RNA, 1920 nt
Organism: Trichoplusia ni (cabbage looper)
Lineage: Eukaryota; Metazoa; Arthropoda; Insecta; Lepidoptera; Noctuidae
Exons: 2
Coding region: 401-1354 (317 amino acids)
Source: RefSeq, a predicted model, not a curated record